Molecule: messenger RNA, 4217 nt
Organism: Electrophorus electricus (electric eel)
Lineage: Eukaryota; Metazoa; Chordata; Actinopteri; Gymnotiformes; Gymnotidae
Gene: kcna4
Product: potassium voltage-gated channel, shaker-related subfamily, member 4
Biological process (GO): protein homooligomerization; action potential; potassium ion transmembrane transport
Cellular component (GO): membrane; voltage-gated potassium channel complex; dendritic spine
Molecular function (GO): protein binding; potassium ion binding; delayed rectifier potassium channel activity
Source: RefSeq, a predicted model, not a curated record
AUGGAGUUUGCUAUGGUUGGCGCGGAUAGCAGCGGGUGCAACACCCACCUGCCAUACGGAUAUGUCCAAGCUCGCGCCAGGGAGAGGGAGCGCGAAAGGGAAAGGCAGUCGCGAGCAGCGGCAGCGGCCGAAGCCGGAGCAGUUGGAGAAGGAGGUGGAUCCAGUGGCCAUCCGUACAACCAGCAGUGUCAGACUCGCACCGCCUCCUCCUCCAAUGCCAACAACAGUAGCGGCGGAACCGUCUCGCGCCCCUCCUCCUCUCAGCAGCCGCAGCAGCAGCAGCACCACGAGCCACAGCAGCAACUUCUCCGAGAGCGGAAAAAGCAAAGAGACGCUGGGCGCUGGAGACGCAACCGCGCGGCUCUAGGCGGGGACCUGCGCCAUUCGGAGUUGGCGCUUCUCGGGUCCGAGGAGGACAUUAUGUUAGAAGAAGACGAAGCGGAAGGCGAGGAGGAAGAGGACGACAGGGGAAGUAAGAGAUCAAGUUUUGUCUAUAACAUGGAUGAUGAGGAGACAGUUUCUCUCACAGACAAACGUCCACAGUCUGGAUAUGAAAAUGUUUACAGUGAGUAUGGCUGCUCUGAAAGGGUUGUCAUCAACGUGUCUGGCUUGAAGUUUGAAACUCAACUGAAGACUCUUGCCCAGUUCCCAGACACUCUUUUGGGGGAUCCUGAAAAGCGAAUCAGGUACUUCGACCCUCUACGGAACGAAUACUUUUUUGACAGGAAUAGACCAAGCUUUGACGCCAUUCUAUAUUUCUACCAGUCAGGUGGACGCUUAAAGAGACCGGUCAAUGUACCUUUUGACAUUUUUUCCGAGGAGGUAAAGUUCUAUGAACUUGGUGAAGAGGCAAUGCUCAAGUUCCGAGAGGAUGAGGGAUUUGUGAAAGAGGAGGAAAAACCGCUGCCCGAAGACGAAUUCAAACGUCAAAUUUGGCUGUUGUUCGAGUAUCCAGAAAGCUCAAGCCCAGCUAGAGGCAUUGCAGUUGUGUCAGUCCUGGUUAUUGUGAUAUCAAUAGUCAUCUUCUGUUUGGAGACACUACCAGAAUUCAGGGACGAGAAAGAAUUCCUCAGCCCAGGUAAUAAUUCGACACGUGCAGACAAUGGGUUUACACCCUUCAACGACCCGUUCUUUAUUGUGGAGACUGUGUGCAUAAUUUGGUUCUCUUUUGAGAUAAUUGUCCGUUUUUUUGCCAGCCCGAGCAAAGCUGCUUUCUUUAAAAACAUUAUGAACUCCAUAGACAUUGUUUCCAUAUUGCCUUAUUUCAUUACCCUCGGAACAGACCUUGCACAGCAACAAGGCAACGGGCAACAGGCAAUGAGUUUUGCAAUUCUGAGAAUAAUACGACUGGUGAGAGUAUUCCGGAUCUUUAAACUUUCCCGGCACUCAAAAGGACUCCAGAUACUGGGACAUACAUUGCGCGCCAGCAUGCGAGAACUGGCACUGCUCAUUUUCUUCCUAGUCAUCGGCGUCAUCCUGUUCUCGAGCGCCGUGUACUUCGCAGAGGCAGACGAACCAACGUCCCACUUCACGAGCAUUCCAGACGCUUUUUGGUGGGCUGUAGUAACCAUGACCACGGUUGGUUACGGUGACAUGAAGCCCAUAACAGUCGGCGGAAAGAUAGUGGGGUCGCUAUGCGCCAUAGCCGGGGUUCUUACCAUUGCGCUUCCAGUUCCUGUUAUCGUCUCCAACUUUAAUUACUUCUACCACAGGGAGACCGACAACGAGGAUCAGACUCCCGCUGUUGAAUACCCGCCGCCAGGAUGCCCAUAUUUCCCGGAUUUCCUGAGAAAGUUCAAAGGAUCUCCGUCCGGGUCCUCACUUGGUGACAAGGCUGCCGAGUAUAUGGAGAUGGAGGAAGGUGUCACGGAAUCUCUUUGUGGUGUUGACAAGCAGAGUCCGAGUAGAGGGAAUGGUACUGACAUAGGCAGGAGAAACAGCACACAAUCAAGAACCCUACAGACAGAUGUAUGAUUAUAAAUAACAAAUUGUUAACCUUCUGUAGAGGUUUUCGUGAAGAUGAUUGCACAACUCACUUAUCAGCACACAUGCACGUACGAGUGCGCUCCUUGCGCAUUUGGACACUAUCUCUCACAUACACCGCGCACACGUAUAAUUUCAUACGGACCUAAGCUGAAACAUUUUUGCAGUGUGGCUCCUUUUGUAGAGAAACAUAUCCUGUAAUCAAGUGACAGGCAACGCAAAAAUCACCAGCUUUACGUAACAUGGGAAGGUGUGGCCCAUCUAUACUGUACACAGAAUUUAACUAUUCUCGGUUCUAGGAACGGAAAAAUAAGUAUUUCGCAUAGGCACUUUAUGAGUUACAUUUGUCAGUAAUUGUUGAAAGGAGAAGCGAACUGUUAUCGUACGGCUGUUAUGCAAUAAAGUUUAAGUCAUUUGCACUAUCAUCAAAUAUGUUAGUCUCCCAGUUUAAAGCAGAGUACCAGACACGCACCUUUGAUGGAGAAAGCGAGGGAGAGAGAGAGAGAACUUAAUAACUACUUAGUAACUUUGCUAUGACCAACCAUACAACUGUUACGAAAUGAAUGAACAGUUAAACCAUUUCUCACAUGCUAACUUUAGUCAGUAAACUAAUUUCACAGUAGCAUCCUGCGCCGCUGAAGGCUAGUACACCAUUACGAAAUGUAUUAAGAGUACAGAAAACAAAUAUGCCUACAAAUAGCUGUGGCAGCGUACCAGUGUGAGCUCUACACUCAGACCACGCUCAGUACCCACACAUCGGUAAAACUACUACAUAAGCAUAGAGUUAAUAAAGUCGGAGUUAUUCACUUCUUUUCUGAGCGUUGAACAAAUCAGUCAUCUCGGCGUUUUAACAUUACACUACAGUUUCUUUCCAUCAUCGAAACGACUACCAUAACACGUCACACCAAGUAUGGCAUUAUUAAGAGUUUUUAUUAGCGUAGAUGUCACACCCUGGAGAGCUAGGCCCCAAAAUACCGGUUUUGCAUUGUAUCACAAAGUAAACAUCGUGCACAACAGUGUCUCUGGCGCCAUGGCUAAAAGAACAGUUCUGUCAUUUGUGUUCAAGCGCUGUCAUGGGAAUAUAUUCUUUAAAAGGGAAUGCUUCAUGCACCUGUUUACUGUCCGUCCCUUUAACCAAUUGACAAUGCAUCCCUUUACAAGAAAUCUGACGGAAACCUACAUCAGAACAGCUCUCAUGGAAACGUGAACUGCCUUCCCGUUUGUCCGGUGGUGGACUUCUGCACGUACCUACGCUCCAGUGGGGAACUGGUCUUCCUGGAAAGGGCGAGGACCACCUGGCAAAAGUAGUACAUUUGAUCAGUGCAGUGUCUUGUCCAUGAGAGACUAUGAGUGGUCUAUGAUCGGAGCUCCCAUACAAAGGACUUGCCAUAACAACUUGUGGCAAUAGGCGUCAGGGUGGACAGAAGCCUGAUGGAACCCAAAGACCUGACGAUGUCCUCCUGAGAGAGACCACUUCUGGACAGCGGAGGAGAGCAUGGACAGUGCUGGCUCUCCCACCACCAGUAAGACAGGAAGUCCAUCAUCAAGCCAGAUGUCACUCACUUUAUUUAUGUUCUGCUCCUAAUGAUUGCCUUAAAGACACAGUACACUACAUCUCUGCGCAGAGGGAUUCAGAACUUAUUAAAAAAAGAGAGAAAAACACAAGGAAAAAGAAAAAAAAGCUUGGCGUGUUUUUUUUUUGGAGGUUUUUUUGGACUUUUUUUUUUCUUAUGUGUGAACCUGUGUCUUGUACAAAACAGAUGUGAAUAUUUUAAUAUAAUAGAGAAUUCUAUGUUUGGUUGUAAUAUGGACACUUGUUUCCGUUGGGUGGGCUUGCUAAUAGAUUUGCAAAGCAGAUAAGGCUGUGCUCUCUAGAUCUCUCUCUCUCUGCAGUGUCUAGUUUUUAUAUCUCCUUCUGUCUGAAGUGAAACUGCAGGCCUGAAGGGCGUGAGUGUGCAAGCGGGGCGCCUGGUGUCAGCUUGCAGGUGUCCUACGGCCUUUCGUUUGCAGCACAUUCAAGCAGGAUCAAAACUGCCCCACUACCCUCAUCAUUGGACUCAGUAUCACAGGCACUGCUGUCAGACAAAGAGCUAGCACAUCAGUGUGUAGAGUAUUGGUAGCUGCCAGUUAAUAUAUAAUUACAAACUAGCCACAAGAGAUGCAAGGUGUGACAGGGUUUUUCUUGGGAGUGGAGACAGUGCGGAGGCUGGUGUAGAGCUAAAGGGUUCGAGGAU